This is a messenger RNA of Pelobates fuscus (common spadefoot toad), 4524 nucleotides long. RefSeq names its product baculoviral IAP repeat-containing protein 1-like. Bases 49 to 4266 code for a protein of 1405 amino acids. The transcript has 15 exons. Gene Ontology annotation, molecular function: cysteine-type endopeptidase inhibitor activity involved in apoptotic process; ATP binding. Gene Ontology annotation, biological process: detection of bacterium; inflammatory response; defense response to bacterium. Gene Ontology annotation, cellular component: IPAF inflammasome complex. The record is from RefSeq and is a predicted model, not a curated record. Lineage: Eukaryota; Metazoa; Chordata; Amphibia; Anura; Pelobatidae.
GUCAGUGUUCUUCUUUUACCAUUUUGUUGGCGUACACAGAAGGGAAGCAUGGAAAAGAUAACUGAUGUAAAGCAACCUGAAACUGGAAAUCAGACAGAGAAUUUCAUGGAUAUAGACGAGGCUGAUCCCGUUGAGAUGGAAAGAAAGCUUCUAUUUUUAAACUUAGAUUUUCAGCAGCUGGCUGUCAAUGAAAAUAAGAUAAAUGCUGAAAUUCGGAAAAGGGUCUGGAAACGGAAUAAAGGUUACAAUGCUGGAAUGAGAAGUGAAGUCAGGAGGCUCCAGUCAUUCUUCUCAUACAGACACCUAUCCACAUGGUGUCCGAAGAAGAUGGCCGGAGCUGGAUUUUAUUUCACUGGUGAGGAACAUAGUAUCCAGUGCUUCUGCUGUGGCCUUAUUAUUUGCACAACGAGCAUGGAGACAUUUCCAUAUGAAAAGCACAUCAAAUACAAUCCAAGUUGUGCGUUUAUACAAGGUAAAGACACUGGUAACAUUCCUAAAUAUGAGGUCCGUGUUCAGCAGCCAGAGAUCAAUCAGAUAGAUAUACAAAAUUUCAUGACGGAGGAGUCAAGGUUACUGUCCUUUGCCCGUUGGCCUUUCUAUUCUAAGAUUCGACCUGCUGAUCUGGCCAGGGCAGGAUUUGUCUUUACAGGUAGAAGAGACUCUGUUCAAUGCUUCUCCUGUGCAGGUUGUCUGUGUCACUGGGAAGAAAAUGAUAAUCCAUGGAGAGAACAUGCCAAGUGGUUUCCUUGGUGUAACUUCCUUCAAAGUAAGCUAACACCAGCUGAAGUCAGGAACUACAUUAAAUCUUACGUCGGAUUUGCUGGAUAUACGGGAAAGAAUUUUACGACAAUUCUUGGUGGCCAGACAUUACCCAUAGCUAAAAGGCACAGAAGUUUGAGUAUCUUUGAGGAUGAAGGAGUCCGACUUGAUUCAUUUAAGAGUUGGCCACAAAAUGCGCAUGCAAACCCUAUGGAUCUAGCAAGAGUUGGAUUUUAUUAUGUAGGAAUAUCUGACAAUGUAAAGUGUUUUACUUGUGGUAUCUGCCUUCACUUAUUUGAACCGGGAGAUGUUCCUCAUGUAGAGCACCUGAAAUACAGCCCCCAGUGUGAGUUUCUUCAUAAAUUGGAGCAGAUGAAAGACACAGAAAUUGAACAGAAAGAAGAAGCAGAUAACGGCUAUGUGCAAAUGGUUUACAACAAUGAAGAACAGAACAUUACAUUUACAAAAACUGGUCUUGACUUACAAAACGAACACUCUUCUUUUGGAUGGGAAAACCUGAGAAGACAGCUAGUGGAAACAUAUAAUAGUUCAAGUUUCAGCAAUUUGUCAUUGUUUCCUGAUUCCUCCCAUCUUUCCAUAGACCUGAAAUCCCUCUUUGCAGAUAUAUCUGUGGUCUUGAAGGACACCAGGAAUCAGCCAGUUCGGCAGCUGACAUUACCUGAUAUACUGUCCAUUCUGAGUGAUAUCACCAUGAUAGAAGGUGAGGCUGGCAGUGGGAAAACGGCUCUGCUCCGAAAAAUAGCCAUUCUCUGGGCCUCAGGAACCUGUCCCAUACUCAGCCGGUUCAGCCUUGUCUUUUAUAUCUCAGUUUCCUCCACUGAAAACCAACAAACAUUAAGUGACAUAAUCAGAGAACAACUGUGUGGAUCCACAACAUUGCAUGAUGAAAACAUUAUGGAAGAAAUUAUAAGUACUUUAGGGAACCAAGUCCUGUUUCUCCUCGAUGACUAUAAUGAGAUGGACCUGGUUCCUGGGGCAAUAGAUGAUCUUUUAUUAAAAAACCCAGCCAAUCGAGUAAGUGUGGCAGUCACUGUACGCAAUGGCAUGGGCAGGAAGUUGCGUAAGUUAUCAAGGACAGAACUGAGUAUCCAAGAAUUCCCUUUGUAUAGCUCUCUAUAUAUUUAUAGAAGGUCUUUUUCUCAUGACAUAGAAUUUCUUGAACAUUUUGUACUUCAAUUAGUUGAUUCAAAUACAUUACAAGCUGCAUUAAAGACUCCUCUCUUUGCAUUUUCCCUUUGCGUUUACUGGGUAGAAAACCCAAGUGAGAUCUUAUUUGAAGAUUCCGUCAUUUGCAAAAGAUACCUGAUGCACAUCAUGUUAAAACACUCUAAACUCAAAGAUAAAAUGGAAACCCUAGUUUCAGCAUGUGGAGAACUUGCCCUGCAUGGCCUUUUUCAGGCUCAGUUUGAUUUUACAGACAAAGAUCUCUGUGCAUUUGAUAUUGACACGGAAUUGGCUCUCAAAUGUGGACUUUUAAAGAAAUUCACCUCCCAGCGUCUUCGCCCUAUUUACAAGUUUUUUCAUCCAACUUUUCUGGAGUUUCUUGCUGGCAAAAGGCUCAGUCAAUACCUGGAUUCUACAGAUAAAGAUCAAUUAAAUAAAGGGAUUUUAUUCUUGCAGCAAAUCAAUAACAUUACAAAAUUUGUUGGACGCUACUAUGUGUUCCUGAAAUAUUGCUGCUUUCAUUCACCAGGAACAGCUUUAUUUGUGAUUUCCUAUCUCUUCGACCUUCUGAAUAAAAGUGAAGCAUUUGACUAUGAAGUUGGUGUAAAGAGUCACUUCGAACAUCAUCCUGAAUUAGCAUGGAGAGAGGAUAUUCUAUCAGUUUUAAAAAGCAACAAGCCAGACCUUCAUCUUUCAUUUGCUGUCCAUACGUUACUGAAUUUUGCCAUUGAUGUUGCGUACAAAAGCAAUUAUGUGGAUGAAUGUGCUCCCAUCAUUUUGCAAUAUCUUACCAGGAAGGAUAUUUGUGUGGAUUUAUCACAUCCCAGAAAGAGUCUUUUAAUAUUCCUCUCAAAAUACCCAGAAGGACUUUCAAUGAUUAACAGUCUAGAACUACGGAUGAUUGAACCAAUAAUGAAUAAAGUCCCCCAUGGUCCAGACUUUGGCUCUCAUUUAGAUGUGCCGACAGUUGACAAAGAUUAUUCUAAGGCUUUUAUGCUUUCAGAUGAGGCUUGGCACUCGGAUGUGAAAAACUAUUUUGUUAAAAGUAAAAUCAACAUUUCUGAAUUUGGUUUAAAUCAAAGUCAUCAUAAAAUUGAUGUUCUACAAGUUAAUGCAAGUGGUGAAUAUAUGAUUGAGGGGCCUGUUCUUAACAAUCUCUCAGUAUUCCUUUCUCUUUCCCACCAUAUUGAACUCAAUCUGAAGAGUUGUCCUGGUUUUGUAAGAAAUAUCUCACAUUGCAUUGAACAAUAUAAAACCUCUUUUGUGAAGUGCAGGAUAUCUACUGUGGAACUAACUAUAGAAGAGCAGAAACUGAUAACACAGAUGUCCACAUUACAGAGUCUGCAUAUGAUUAACAUAGCACCACCAGAAUAUAUUCUUUCACACUUGGACAAAUUCACACAGUUAAAGGAACUAAAGAUGGAUUUAGCUGAUUAUUAUGAAGUGUUUGACAUGAUGUCUGAUGGAUUUAAAAAACUACACUACCUUGAAAAACUAAUGCUGAGAAAUGUUAAUUUGGCCAAUUACUACCCUCAAUUAGCGGACUGUAUUUCAUGUUUCCCUAAUUUGACGACUUUUCAUUUAAAUGGUGACUGGUGUCCGAAUUUUGAGAAAACAAUGGGUGCAAUCUCUAAAAAUGGAAACAUCUGCGAAUUAAAUCUGUAUGGAUUAUUGAUAAAGGACAGUGAAAUUAUCCAUCUGGUAUCGGGAUUAUUUUCACUAAAAAAACUUAAAGUUUUGAAUCUUCUAGCACAUCAUUUUGUGGAAGUUGAGGAUGCAAAGAUCUUUGUACGAGCCUUGUCAUCAUUGGUGCAGUUGGAAAAACUGGCCGUUCCCGGUGGACCUGGAAUCACAGAAACAAUUAGCUCAAUUAUAGAGCAGUUCCAAUUUCUGCCAAACCUCAUGGAACUACGUCUCCAAACCCACAUUUUAAAUGACCACAGCUUACUGGAGUUGGCGACAGCUGCAAGGGAAGGGUUUUUGAACAACAUCCAGAUCUUAAACCUUGGUGUUAACCACGAUAUUACCCAAUCUGGGUGGAGAGACUUUUUCCAGACUCUAGAUAAUCUGCCCCAUUUAAAUGAGCUGUUUAUUAACAGACUUCAUAGCCACCAGUUUAAAACCGAUGCGUCGACUCUGCAUUCAAUAAUUCAGUGUGUGUCGCGACUUCACAGCUUAUCCUUGUUAGACAUGCACGGAUGGCUACUGGACAAAGAUGACCUAGAGAUGUUUAACUCCAUGAAACGAAAGCAUCCUCAGGGUAAAAGCUUCGCACUUCUAUGGCAGUGGAUAUUACCGGUUCGCCCUAUUGUGAUCGACUAAGUGGUCUGCACCUUCAAAAUUCUAAAAUUGCAAAAAUAUUUAUUUUACAGUUGAAAUUUUAAUUUUUAUGUUUUGUUAUUUAUUAAUGACACCCAUUUUAAAUGCUGCUUGAAAUAUAAUUUGUAAAUACAAAUCCACAAGAGACAUCAUGGGACAUGCCCUAAAAUUACUAUGGGGGAAAAAAUGUAUGUAUGCUAAUGCAAUUAUUGAGAAAAAAAAUUACACUCAUAUUUUAUGCGUUUUACUAAUGUGCAAUUU